This is a messenger RNA of Hyaena hyaena (striped hyena), 2041 nucleotides long. It is a transcript of the gene TPRG1L, whose product is annotated as tumor protein p63 regulated 1 like. Gene Ontology annotation, cellular component: cytoplasm; synaptic vesicle. Lineage: Eukaryota; Metazoa; Chordata; Mammalia; Carnivora; Hyaenidae. The transcript is spliced from 5 exons. The coding region runs from base 74 to 895 and encodes 273 amino acids. The record is from RefSeq and is a predicted model, not a curated record.
GACGGAGGCUGAGACGGCGGCCUCGUCGAGUCUGGGUCCGGGGUCGGGGUCUGGGGCGGCGGCGGGCGCGGCCAUGCUGCAGCUGCGGGACUCGGUGGACUCGGCUGGCACGAGCCCCACGGCGCUGCUGGCGGCCGGCGAGGAGGUCGGGGCGGGCGGCGGCGGCGCGGGCGGGGGGCGGCCGGGGGUGGGCACUCCGCUGCGCCAGACGCUGUUUCCGCUCAGCAUCCACGACCCCACGCGCCGCGCCCGCGUCAAGGAGUACUUCGUGUUCCGGCCUGGCACCAUCGAGCAGGCGGUGGAGGAGAUCAGCGUGGUGGUCCGGCCGGUAGAGGACGGCGACAUCCAGGGCGUGUGGCUGCUGACCGAGAUUGAUCACUGGAACAACGAGAAGGAGCGGCUGGUGCUCAUCACAGACCAGGCGCUGCUCAUCUGCAAGUACGACUUCAUCAACCUUCAGUGCCAGCAGGUGAUCAGGGUCUCCUUGAACGCGGUGGACACCAUCUCCUGCGGAGAGUUCCAGUUUCCGCAGAAAUCGCUCAACAAGCGAGAAGGUUUUGGGAUCCGCAUUCAGUGGGACAGACAGAGCCGCCCUUCCUUCAUGAACAGGUGGAACCCAUGGUCCACCAGCAUGCCCUAUGCCACGUUCACAGAGCACCCCAUGGCCGGUGCGGACGAGAAGACGGCAGCUCUGUGCCAGUUGGAAGGUUUCAAAGCUCUGCUAAUCCAGGCUGUCAAGAAAGCCCAAAAAGAGAAUCCUUUGCCAGGACAAGCCAACGGCGUGCUGGUCUUGGAUCGUCCCCUCCUCAUUGAGACCUACGUGGGACUCAUGUCCUUCAUUAACAAUGAGGCUAAACUGGGCUAUUCCAUGACCAGAGGCAAAAUAGGCUUCUAGGUGGCGCCCACAGGUGGACUUGGGGACGUGGGGCCUCAGACCUCUGGCCAGCACCGCUGGGCUGGCAGAGUCAGGCCGUUAACUUUAGGCAUCUGAGCGUGAUUAGAAUAGUCGAAUGCAUUCUCUGCUUCCACUGGAUUUCGGUGUCUGGUAACAGAAGGUGCAGACAAAAGCAGGGUGAAUCCAGUGGUCCCUCUCGGGGCUGGUGUUCCGUCUUCUAGCACGGGUGUCCGUGUUUCUCCCGGAGUGUCUCCAUUUGGCUUCUCGUGGCCCUUCCCAGCGCAGCCUUCCAUCAUGUGAAUAAACGUGCGCCCCACGAGGGCCUCCACUGGCACUCCUGCGUGGCUGGGUCCCCCGGGGAGGCCCCAAACCCCAGGGUCCGGAGCGGCAAAUACGUUUAUACUUGGUGUCAAAUUUUGUAUGUUGAAAUGUGAUCCAUCUUUUCAGAGCUGAGUGCAAACCAGGCUGCCGACUGGGGAAGUGAACGGGAGAUGCUGCCUUGGCGGCUCCCAAACGAACAGUUGCUUUUGUGCAAACACGUCUUUGACCUAAAGUCAUGCUUUUUUUAAGUUAUAUUGUGUCCAGAUUUAUGGCAUCUUUCCCAGGCCCCAGAGUUCGCAGGAAAUUAUUUCUAGGCAGUUCAUUAAUAGGAGACUCACUUUGGCAGUUCUUGGACAACUACACGUACUUGACUGUGCCUCGUGCUCUCAGUUGAGCUGGGGCUUGCUCAGGCUGCUUCCCGAGUCUCAGCCUUUUAAACAGGAACCGUGUUCGAUUCCCACACACUGCUGACACCCAGCGUGGUUACCGUGGCGCCCGUGCAAGUACCGGGCUUCCUGGUGUCGCCCUGAACGCGCCUGAGCCUGGCCCGCGGAGCGUGUCCACGUGCGAACCGCGGCCCCUGCUCACGCACCCCCUCAUCCUCAGCUUGCUGGCUUGUUCGCGACAUUGCGGGCCGGCUCACCGGUCCUCACAGACGCCUCUGGUGUCGCUGUGGCCACGCACGUGAGACCCGUAUGGAGGCUGCCUCCUGACCACCAGGGUCCUGAGCCAUUGCUUUUGGUCUUAGAGUAAAGACAUUUACAAUCGAGUGGACAUUACAUUGUUCCUUCUUUGAAAUCAUUAUUAAAACUCCCAACCAAGAGA